Molecule: messenger RNA, 1408 nt
Organism: Juglans regia (Persian walnut)
Lineage: Eukaryota; Viridiplantae; Streptophyta; Magnoliopsida; Fagales; Juglandaceae
Product: exonuclease V, chloroplastic-like
Exons: 7
Biological process (GO): interstrand cross-link repair
Cellular component (GO): nucleus
Molecular function (GO): single-stranded DNA 5'-3' DNA exonuclease activity
Source: RefSeq, a predicted model, not a curated record
AGGGAUCUCAUCGAUGCUGCCAUAGCAGCCACUCCCCCCUCUCUCACUUCCUCUGUAGCCCCAGCAGCUAGUUCGCCCUCUCUCUUCCAGAGAAAGGCGAAGUCCAUUCAAUCAAUCACUUCUCUAUCCAGGAGGAGAUUGUCAUUUGGUGCAGAAUCCGAUAUUGAGGAUUCAUGCAGUCUUGGGAGAAACCAGAAGAAGAGCAGAGUGGCCGAGUCUUUUUUGCGUCGAUUUAGGAGCAAAACCGGGUUGUUUGUCAGCGACAUUACUGCAACGGAAUGGUGCGAAAAACAAAUGGAGUUUAUUCUUCUCUUGGGCAGUCGAAAGAUUACUGAAGCUAUGAAAAUAGGUAGAGCUCGCCAUGCAAAACUUGAAGAAGAGGUUGUGAAAAAAGUGGAAGUUCAAGUCAAUUCAGCUGAAGAUGAAUGGGCUGUGAGGCUUAUGAAGUUUAUAAUUGGUGCAAAUCAGUUAUUGACUGAAGGAUUAACUCGUGAGUUGCCAUUAAUAGGCUUAGUAGAAGGUGUCUGGAUGGUGGGAGUGAUUGAUGAGGUCCGAAUGCCAGUAACUGAAUCUGAUAGAAACCCAAUAUUUGUAGACACAAAGACUCGUGUGCAAAAUACACUUCCUGCUGAACCACAAAAAAGAAAGGGAAGGCUUCAAUUAAUGUGCUACAAGUAUUUGUGGGACAACUUAGUAACUGAUGAAUUCCCCUCCAAUCGCUUUUUCAAUUUCUUUUCCUUGAAUCCUUAUUCUAUCUUAUCUGAAGAAAUCAGAGAGAACACUGCUAAGUCAGGUUUCCCUGCAAAGAUCCUCGAUGACAUGGUGAGAUAUUAUAGGCAAAAAUGCAGCAUGCUGUCCCCUGCUCAUGACCAGCUUUUAGUGAGAUAUGAAUUACAAAAGGACAAUAAAUUGAUUGGUGAAGAUCUGUUUGCAUAUGACUCUGAUUGGCUCAAGAGUCAAAUUCAUUGUUGUCUUGAGUUUUGGCUGGGAGAGAGAGAAGCCAAUUGCACUCCACCAGAAGAGCGUUGGAAAUGCCGGUUUUGUAAAUUUGAUUUUGUCUGUCCGACAAUCACCAAUCCUGAUAGUGCAUCAAGCCCUACAAAAGCCAAUCUGAAUAGUUCACUGAGCUAGAGAAAGCACUGACUGACACCGUCUCCUCUAUAAGAGUUAUCAACAGAGGAAGUAAAACAGAGACGAGAGUUUGAGCUAAUUGGCUUGCUUGCCGUUUGUAUUUCAUUCCGUUGUAUUUAUAGCAGAUUACAUAUAACAAACUAGAGAAAAUUAAGGAGUACAAAAUAUAUUUUACAGCUAACGUUAUUCUAUUGUUUGAGUCAAAACUGAAUGAGGAAAAUCUAGAGAUGGAUCGUUGACUGCAACAUAUCUGAUUUGAUCCGAUGUCUUCAACUUC